CGCCACCAGACCAGCUCUCCAGCACCGCACAGCUCUCCACCGAGCCUCUGCACAUCCCCUCGGCCCAGUCCCGCUCUCGCACCAGCUCGUCGCGCCUCUCCCAAAAAGCCUCAGCUCCUCCCCGCCUCGUCCAGCUCGCGCAAGAUGGGCAUCGACCUCCUCCAGCUCCAGAACGACAAGGGCGGCAACUUUGAGGCCGUCGCCGCCUCGCAGAAGAAGCGCAACGCUCCCGAAGAGCUCGCACACGACGUCCUCGCCAUGUACAAGGAAUGGACUAAGACCCAGUUCGACGUCCAGCAGCUGCAGAAGGAGGUCAACAAGAUUCAGAAGGAGAUCGGCCAGAAGAUGAAGGCCAAGGAGAGCGCCGACGAGCUCAAGGCGCAGAAGGCCGACCUCGACAAGCAGAUUGCCGGCCUGAACGCGCAGGCGGUCGAGCAGGAGACGACGAUGCGCAAGAAGGGCAACCAGAUCGGCAACAUUGUGCACGAGAGCGUGCCCGUCAGCAACACCGAGGACGACAACGAGGUCGUGCGGACGUUCUACCCGAAGGACGCCAACGGCGACUCGGCUCCGCCUGUCAAGGGCUCCGGCCUGACGAUGAAGGAGGGCGUCAUCUCGCACCACGAGGUCAUGUACCGGCUCGGCAUGCUCGAGAUGGACCGCGGCACCAAGGUCGCCGGCCACCGUGGCUACUACCUCGUCGGCGACGGCGUCGACCUCAACCAGGCGCUCAUCACCUACGGCCUCGAGUUCCUGCGCGAGAAGGGUUACACCAAGAUCCAGCCGCCGUUCUUCAUGAACAAGAGCAUGAUGUCCAAGACGGCCCAGCUCGAGGAGUUUGACGAGGCGCUGUACAAGCUCGAGGGCGCCAACGAGGACCAGGAGAAGUACCUGAUCGCGACGUCCGAGCAGCCCAUCUCGGCCAUGCACGCCGACGAGUGGUUCGACCAGCCCAACGAACAGCUCCCGAUCAAGUACGCCGGCUACUCGACCUGCUUCCGCAAGGAGGCCGGCUCGUCCGGCCGUGACGUCCUCGGCGUCUUCCGGGUCCACCAGUUCGAGAAGGUCGAGCAGUUCUGCAUCACGGACCCGUCGUCGUCGUGGGAGAUGUUUGACCAGAUGAUCGCGUCGUCCGAGGCGUUCUACCAGUCGCUCGGCCUGCCGUACCAGCUCAUCGCCAUCGUGUCGGGCGCGCUCAACAACGCGGCCGCCAAGAAGUACGACCUCGAGGCGUGGUUCCCGCACCAGGGCGAGUACAAGGAGCUCGUCUCGGUCAGCAACUGCACCGACUACCAGUCGCGCUCGCUCGAGAUCCGCUGCGGCAUCAAGAAGCAGGGCGAGGCCAAGAAGGUCUACGUCCACAUGCUCAACGGCACCCUGUGCGCCACCGAGCGCGCGCUCUGCUGCCUCGUCGAGAACUACCAGACUGCCGAAGGCGUCGUCAUCCCGGAACCGAUGCGCAAGUACAUGGGCGGCCGCGAGUUCCUUCCUUACGUGCGGGACCUGCCCCCGAAGGUGGCCGAGAAGGCGUCGAAGAAGAAGCACUGAGCGACCGACGAGGGGUUGAAGGCCUGUACUCGAGAUUUGGAUAGACAGGGCGAUGCUCGGCGCAACUCGCACUUUGCUCUCGAGAU
Messenger RNA from Rhodotorula graminis WP1, 1634 nucleotides. RefSeq lists its product as uncharacterized. Gene Ontology annotation, cellular component: cytosol. Gene Ontology annotation, biological process: seryl-tRNA aminoacylation. Gene Ontology annotation, molecular function: tRNA binding; ATP binding; serine-tRNA ligase activity. The record is from RefSeq and is a predicted model, not a curated record. The transcript is spliced from 9 exons. Bases 145 to 1548 code for a protein of 467 amino acids. NCBI's taxonomy places the organism in Eukaryota, Fungi, Basidiomycota, Microbotryomycetes, Sporidiobolales, Sporidiobolaceae.